GAAGGAAGGAAGAGCAGCUCCCCAACCAUGAGCUCCAGCCAGCCAGGGACCUGCCCAUGCCAGGGUGCUGCAGGCCGCCCAGCCAUUCUGUACGCACUUCUGAGUCCUAGCCUCAGGGCUAGGCCCUCUGUGCCCCCAGCUCGGAAUCACUGCCUGUGCAGACAGCAUCGGCCCGUCCGGCUGUGCGCUCCGCAUCGCACCUGCCGGGAGGCCUUGGAUGUUCUGGCCAGGACAGUAGGCUUCCUCAGGAAUCUGCCGGCCUUCUGCCAGCUGCCCCCUCAGGAUCAGCAGCGGCUGCUGCGGGGCUGCUGGGGCCCCCUCUUCCUGCUGGGGUUGGCCCAAGACACUGUGACUUUCGAGGUGGCCGAGGCCCCGGUCCCCAGCAUACUCAAGAAGAUCUUGCUGGAGGAGCCCAGUAGCAGCACAGGUGGUGGCCAGCUGCCGGAUCGGCCCCAGCCCUCACUGGCGGCGGUGCAGUGGCUUCGGGGCUGCCUGGAGUCCUUCUGGAGCCUGGAGCUGGGCCCCAAGGAAUAUGCCUUCCUGAAAGAGACCAUCCUCUUCAAUCCUGACGUGCCAGGCCUCCAUGCCUCCUCCCACAUCGGACACCUGCAGCAAGAGGCUCACCAUGCACUGUGGGAGGUCCUGGAGCCCUGCUGCCCCGCUGGCCAAGGCCGCUUGGCCCGUGUCCUCCUCACAGCCUCCACCCUCAAGUCCAUCUCACCCAGCCUGCUUGGGGACCUCUUCUUCCGCCCGAUCAUUGGAGACAUUGACAUAGCUGGCCUUCUUGAGGACAUGCUUUUGCUGAGCCAACCUAUUCCAGCUCAGGUUGAGAUCAAGUGUAGGUGGGGCAGAGGCUGGCAGCCCUGACUUGGGCCAGAUGUCCCCAGGGGUGACCCAGUGUUCCCGGGAUGGGGGGCAGUCUGUAUAGGCAGGCUUCAGCUCCCCUGGAAUAAGCUGGUUGUGGCCCAACAAGAUGGGCUCUGGGGCCCCUCCCUCACCACAGCCCCUCUUGGCCUUUCUUCGUUUGACAUGGUGCUCCAGCUGUCCGGCCAUCCCUUAGUGGUCCUCAGAGCCUCUGGGCCAAGACUCCUGACCUCUCCUGAGAUGGGGAUGGAAGCUUAGAUUGCUCAUUGGGACAAGAGUCCUACUGACUUUGUACAGAAGUGAUUUAAGUUAUUGGUUUUUGUAAUAAAAGGCAUGACACCCUUGGA
Molecule: messenger RNA, 1211 nt
Organism: Lontra canadensis (Northern American river otter)
Lineage: Eukaryota; Metazoa; Chordata; Mammalia; Carnivora; Mustelidae
Gene: NR0B2
Product: nuclear receptor subfamily 0 group B member 2
Exons: 2
Coding region: 28-867 (279 amino acids)
Biological process (GO): negative regulation of transcription by RNA polymerase II; circadian rhythm
Cellular component (GO): cytoplasm; nucleus
Molecular function (GO): transcription factor binding; transcription corepressor activity
Source: RefSeq, a predicted model, not a curated record